Messenger RNA from Pelagomonas calceolata, 1248 nucleotides. The record is from the annotation of a GenBank genome assembly. NCBI's taxonomy places the organism in Eukaryota, Pelagophyceae, Pelagomonadales, Pelagomonadaceae.
AGCCCAGGGACCUCAAUUGCCAGCGUAGAGGUCGAUAAAUAAAUCCUCGCCGCGUCGGGAUCAACACAGCACAUCGCUGCGACAAACUAGAGCAGUCAUGUUCGGCCUCGUCGAGCCGGAAGGCCUCAAGACCCUCGAGGCCAUGGGCUUCCCCCGCGACGCCGCCAAGGCCGCACUGACGGCGCACAACGGCGACGUAGCGGCGGCCGCGCAGCAGCUCUCGCAGCCGUCCGUCGAGGACAAGUGCCGAUCGAUAGCAUCAAGACUCGCCAAAGCCGACGCGGCCGCGGCGGCCGAGGUCGCAGAACUCCUAACGAACGUGGCAGCGAACCCGCGCGACCAGCGCCACACCAUCAUCCUGUUAGGAGGCACAGCACCUCUACAAAGCGCACUGCGGGCCGGCCAGAACGCCGGCGUCGAGUUAUUGAUAGAGGCGGGCUACCGGCGCCACGACGCCUCGACGUUGUCGUUGACGCGGGCCGAUCCCGCUAGACUGUACGCUGCUAAAAGCGCUUUGGACGCGGCCCGGACGUCGUCUCCUGGAAGACAAGGCAGAAACAAAGCGUUACAAGCCCAAGCGUCGCGAGAGGCACGUGCAGCGGCCGCAAAGUCCUUUGCGUCCGUCCAGGAGCCGCGCGGCGGUUGUGUAUUGACCUUCGCCGACGGUUCGGGCGCGAAGUUCGCCACGCGUCGAUUUGAUGGUGAUGAUACCUUAGAUCGGGUCGUGCGGUUUCUAGCGACUUGUGAGGUAGGCUGUCCUCCCGACGGCGACGGGUGGCGCGUCGUGGCGGAGACGACGCCGCCCUCGUUCUGGUGCGACGGCUGGGUCCUGAGCGAUAAGACGACGCGCGACGAGCAGAUCUUCACCGUCAAAGAUUUGCCGCGGACGCUGCAAUCUUUACAGUUGUGGCCGUCGGCUACUUUGGUGGUGGAGAGUGCUGAUGAUGAUGUAGUCUUAACCAAACCACAACGCGUGCGGCCGCCGUCUCCAACAAAGGGCCACCGCCUCGGCCCGAAGCCCAAGCCCUCGGAUCUGUUUAAGAGGGUCACGGCGCGGCACGACCCUCGGGACCUGUCUGGCGCCGACAAGCCGCGCGGGAGGGUCGCCGUGAGCGCGGACAAGGUCCCUGGUCUGGGCCGGCUUCUGGCGAUGGGCUUCCCCGAAGCGAAGGCGCGCGACGCUCUCAGGAGGGCGAACGGCGACGUGAACGCGGCCGUGGCCGCGUUAUUGUAAUUUAUUAUUGUUAA